AGGCGGGGAACUUCACCACACUGGAGCCCGGAGUCCCACUCUCUCACCUGCGCAGUUCGGAGCUGCCAUGGGUCUCUCGUCUGGAUUUACAGUCCUAAUUCUUUUACCGGCCUUUAUGCUGCACACCAGCGGCCUUUACAUCGCCAGUAGCGUUGACUCCCUGCAGCACGUGCUGGGGGAGUAUGGACUGGUGAGGCCUGUAAGUGUGGAUGCAGAAGGCCGCUUCCUGUCUCAUGCCGUGUCAGCGGAGCACCUGGCAGGAGGGCAGCCCCGUAGGCGCUUGAGGAGGGAGGUACGAGCAGGCAAUGAUGAGUGGGAAGGACCAGACUCGGAGGAAGACCAGGAGUCCACCGCACACCGGGAAAAGCUUUACUACAAUGUCACCGUCUUCGGCCGGGAGUUCCACCUGCGCCUGCGUCACAACGCCAGGCUGGUGGCCCCCGGAGCCAAGAUGGAGUGGCACGAUGACAGCGACAGCAUUCGGCACAUAGAGGCUCUGCAUGACCAGUGCCUGUACGUGGGGGACAUCACGGACACGCCCGGCGCCACUGUGGCCAUCAGCAACUGUGAUGGACUGGCUGGGAUGAUCCGGACGGAGGAGGAGGAGUUUUACAUCGAGCCUUUGGAGAGGGGGGUGGAGGUGGUGCAGGAGGAGGCCGGGGGGCACGGGAGGACGCACAUCGUGUACCGGUCAUCAGCAGUGAAGAAGAAACCUGUGAGUCGGGAGGCAGAAGACCACCACUACAGAGGUGCAGACCUGGGGGGCCUGAUGGAUCUGGAGACCCUGUACCGUGGAGUGGAGCAGAGCAUUAACCACACACGGGCUGGACGCUCCCGCAGACACGCCCUGGACCGGGCCUACAACAUCGAGGUGCUGCUGGGGGUCGACGACUCUGUGGUCCAGUUUCACGGAAAAGAGCAUGUUCAGAAAUACCUUCUCACACUCAUGAACAUAGUGAACGAGAUCUACCACGACCAGUCCCUGGGAGCCAAAAUCAACGUGGUACUGGUGCGGAUUAUCAUGUUGGGCAAUGGCAAGUCGACGAGUUUGAUUGAACUGGGAAACCCUUCUCAGAGCCUGGAGAAUGUGUGCCGGUGGGCUUUUCUCCAGCAGAAGCAGGACACGGGCGAUGCGGAGUACCACGAUCACGCCAUAUUUCUAACGCGGCAGGAGUUUGGUCCCACUGGCAUGCAAGGUUACGCCCCAGUCACUGGCAUGUGCCAUCCUGUGCGAAGCUGUACUUUGAACCACGAGGACGGCUUCUCCUCUGCCUUUGUGGUGGCUCAUGAGACUGGACAUGUACUCGGGAUGGAGCAUGAUGGCCAGGGGAACCGUUGUGGGGACGAGGUGCACAUGGGCAGCAUCAUGGCGCCUCUGGUGCAGGCUGCCUUCCACCGCUUCCACUGGUCCAGAUGUAGCAUGCAGGAGCUGGGGCGAUACCUACAUUCCUAUGACUGUCUUCGUGACGACCCCUUUGACCAUAAUUGGCCAUCUCUGCCUCAACUUCCUGGUCUGUACUACUCCAUGAAUGAACAGUGCCGCUUCGACUUCGGUGCGGGGUACACGACAUGCACCGCGUAUCGCAGCUUUGACCCAUGUAAGCAGCUGUGGUGCAGCCACCCAGACAAUCCCUUCUUCUGCAAGACUAAGAAAGGACCACCCAUCGAUGGCACCACGUGUGGAGAUGGCAAGCACUGUUUUAAAGGUCAAUGCAUGUGGUUGACCCCCGACAUCAUGAAACAAGAUGGAAACUGGGGCUCGUGGAGCGAGUUUGGACAAUGCUCCCGGACCUGUGGAGGAGGAGUACAGUUCCGCACACGCGACUGUGACAAUCCCAGACCAGCCAACCAAGGGCGCCCAUGUGUGGGCGCCACGUACCAGUUCCAGAUGUGCAACAGGGAGGAGUGCAAGGACAUCUACAGCGACCCGCGAGAGGAGCAGUGCCACGCCUGGGACCCGCGCUUUGAUCUCAAUAGCAACAUACACCACUUGCUGCCUUAUGAACACCCAGACCCUAAGAAACGCUGCCACUUACAUUGCCAAUCGAAGGAGACUCGUGAUGUGCUCUUCAUGCAGAGAAUGGUGCUGGAUGGGACGCGCUGCUCCUACAAAGACCCACACAGUGUGUGCGUGCGAGGGGAGUGUCAGAGAGUGGGCUGUGAUGGUGUGGUGGGCUCGUCAAAGCAGGAUGACAAGUGUGGAGUCUGUGGAGGAGACAACUCCAGCUGCAAAACGUUUAAAGACACCAUCACCCGCAUCACCAAGAAACAGGGUUUCCUUAAAGUCCUUGAGGUCCCGCGAGGAGCACGGCACUUGUUGAUUCAGGAGCUUGAAGCAGCUCCCCACACUUUAGCUGUGAAAAAUGUGGCAUCAGGAGAGAUCUUUAUUAAUGGGGAGACUGAUAAUUCAAAAACCCGCUCACUCAUAGAAAAGGGGGUGGAGUGGGAGUAUGAGAAUGACAAUGGUAAAGAAACUCUUCAGUCCACUGGCCCUCUCACACACGGAGUCCUCAUUAUGGUGAAGGUGCAGGGUGAUGAGGAUGUGAACCUCACAUACAAAUACAUGAUGAACAUGGACAGCAACAGUGCCAUUCAGAACAACAUGCUAGUGGAGGAUAGUGCGUAUGAGUGGGCACCCAAGAAAUGGUCUCUCUGCUCCAAGCCCUGUGGCGGAGGAAAAAAGUAUCAACGAUAUGGAUGCAGACGGAUAGUUGACAGUAAAAUGGUCCAUAAAAGCUUCUGUAACAAGUCCAAUAGGAAACCUAUUGGAGACGUUCGUGACUGCAACCCCAAGCCCUGUCCUCCGCCAAUUUGGGUGACAGGAGAGUGGAAGAAUUGCAGUAAACCGUGUGGAAAGACAGGUUUGCAGUUACGCUCCGUCACUUGUGUCCAGCCGUCAGAAGACAACACCACCCGCACCAUCCACAAUAAGCACUGUAACGAUGACCGCCCAGAGUCCCGCCAGCCCUGCAACCGCCAUCCCUGUCCCGCCCAGUGGAGAAUGGGGUCUUGGACACAGUGCUCAGUGACCUGUGGCAAUGGGACCCAGCAGAGGCAGGCUCUUUGUCACACAAGGGACAACACCAUCGGCCUGUGUCUGGACAGUAAACCGGACACCAUAAGGAUCUGUCGCAUGGAGCCGUGUCCCAAGGGCACCUCAGACCUCAACAAGAAUGGCAACAUGCUGAUCCAGUUUCUGCCCAGACCCAACCCUUACCCAAAGAGCUCUUCACGCCAGCGUUGUCAUGGAGACCGGUCUGCGUUCUGUCGAAUAGAGGCCUUGAAACGAUACUGCGCCCUAGCGGACUACAGACGCCUCUGCUGCAAAACAUGUAGCGAUGAAAGCAACAUACACUUCAACACUACAAAUACCAUGCCCAGGUCCACCCCAAGAUUUACGACUAUUAGACCCUCAUCUUCCAAAACUUCUACAUCUUUUUCUCCAACAACCAUGUCUCCUACAACUUUGUCUCCUACACACAUGCCUCCUACAACCUUAUCUCCUAGAUCCACCGCACCUAUAACCUUGUCGUCUACAACCUUGUUUCCCACAACCUCAACACCUAGAUAUCCGUCGCCUAGAUACUCGUCUCCUAGAUCCCUGUCUCCUAGGCUCUCAACCCCUAGACCAACAACAUCUAAAUUUACAUCUCCAAAACCCACCAUUUUGACUAGAUUUACUACAUCAGCUGCUGUGAUAACCAUCUUUCCUUCUAUCACACAGUACACCCAGCCACCAACUACAACCAGUGCAGUGUCCACAACUUAUUCAAUCUCUAUAGACUUAACAACAUCUGCCCCCAAGUCUACAACUCAAGCCCAGUCUCCACCUACCACUGAACAGGAAUCAAAUACAAAUGAUUUGACAACGUUAUCAAUGAUUAGUACAACAAUACGACCAGAAAUUACUACCUCAGUGGUGAUAGCAGAAAAUGUGACUAAUGCUACUAAGGUGAAAGUAAAACCUAAAAAGACACAGCCACCAAAGAAGAAAAUACCACCACCAAAAUUUGAUAAAAAGAUUGCAAACCCUAAAAAUACAACCAAAAAAGAAGUAAUACCCAAAACAAAAAUUAUUAAGAAAAAGCCAGAAAAGGUUAUUCCCCAAAAAUCUCCACCAAAGAAGACAGCUUCAAAACCCAGUCCAAAGAAAAACACUAAGAAGUCGACAACACUCAAAAAGACCAUUUUAGCGAGCACUGUAUCAUCUAUUCCUUCUAUAGCUACCAGUUCAACACCAGAGACAAUUGCAACAACAAAAACACCCAAAAAACCUAAGCCUGUUUCACCAAAUGCCAAAAAGAAAGAUCAACUAAAAAUGAAAGUUUCAAAGGAUACUCAGACAAGUCCGGAAAUCAAAAAUAGCCCAAAAAACACAACUAAAACAGAAACUAAGAAGUUUACUGUGAUCAAAGCUGAAUAUCCAGGGAAGAAAUCCAACUCAAAACCAAAAGUAAACAAAUUCACAGUUGUAAAAACAAAUCCUCCAAAGAAGUCUCCAAAAUCAACUACAACCACUACUAUUCUUACUACCAUUGCUACUACUACUAUUGCUUCAUCUCCUUACACAAGCCCAAAUUUGUACUUAACUUCAAAAAGCAUUUAUCCAACUACAACUAGCUUUCCUGAAUUAACAGUCAAUGUCACAAAUAGGAAUAAUGACAUGAUGACAACACAAGAACCUCUACUUUGGUACUACGAUGAUACUGCAAACUCUACUUCAAGCCCAAAAGAGGACGGAGUGAUGCCCAGUGGUACAAUGCCCUACAUCGACGGGACCUUGACCAGCAGUGGAGACAUGUUAGUGACUGGUGGGACAUUGGUGAGUGGUGAUUACAUUACAGGGGGCGUGGCUACUGGGGAUUACAUCACAGGAGGCGUGGCUACAGACGCAACAGUACUAGAUGACGGACUAACCAUGGUAAUACCCACCAUUACUAAUGAGGAUGUGAACGAGUUUACGUCUUCUCCAUGGCAGGACUUGUCUGAAUACAUACCAGUAGAUGUUCCCGAUACAACCUCUUAUCCCUCCACUGUUCCUCUGACCACUAACUCUCCAGGAAUUAAGUCAAAUACAAUAGUAAUGACUCCGGCCUAUACUGAAAGUGAAAAUAGCAUUAUUGAUAUGUCUGAUAAUCGUGGCAUCCUGGCGGACAAUGACAUAUCCCAAGACAACCUUAUUUCCAAACACAGAAUCAACCUACGUGAGCGGACCAAGAACAAGCGGAUUCAGGAGCUACUUGAGGAAAAGAGGAACUUUCUCCUUCGUAUGAAGCGAGGACAUGAUAAACGAUAGGACUGCUGUAUUUAGAUGGACAGAUAUUGUCAUGUUUAGGCCGGGGGCUGUGGGUAAAUCCACUAAAGCAUUAUCUCUAUACUGCUGUGGUCACAUUGGCAUUCUGUGGCUUUGAAAGAGGAAUAUUUUUAUUAACAAACAAUAAAACAUAAAAGUAAAUGACCUUAUAAAAACAGGGAAAAAGGGUACUGAGUGACCACAAGCAUGUGGGUGCAGUCCCACUUUUAACCCCCAGUGAAACUUCCAGAAGAGAAGUUUCAGUCAGUUUUCAUUUCCUCAUUCAAUAUGUCUGAGGGGAAAUGCAGCUUCAAAGGAUGACUUCCAAACGUGGCUACUCUGACCAAAAACAGUAUUUUUCAAAGUGGUUGCUUAAUGCAUAGGUUCAUAUAUGUAUAGAUUUAUUUUUUAAAAUGUUUAUGGUAUGUGUACAUUUCUUUUCAAUGAAAGAAAAGUAAAAGAAAAUUUAUAAAAAGUAUAGUGUAGGUUUUCCAGCACUUUAAAGCUAAGCCUCGCACAACUCCCAGCCUGAUCCAGAAUCAGUGAAAAUGCACAAUAUUGUCCCCUUGAGCACUUAUAGAUAACAAAGCUUAUUCUCACUCUGCAGAGGCUGUAUAGAACACAACACACCCACAAAGCUUAAACUAACAUGGCGCAAUAACAUCGUUGGUUUACACUUCAUUGUCUCGCUGCUUGGACCUCUCAGGUACUACAACUAAAUGAGGUGCUCACUUUGAGGUGCUCACAACAAACCUGGAAAAAUAUAUCUGUCGUGUCUGUGCUUCAAAGGGCUUAUUGAAAACCAAUGCUUAUAUAUAUAUAUAUAUAUAUAUAUAUAUAUAUAUAU
Boleophthalmus pectinirostris (great blue-spotted mudskipper) is the source of this 6140-nucleotide messenger RNA. Its product is annotated as A disintegrin and metalloproteinase with thrombospondin motifs 2-like. The record is from RefSeq and is a predicted model, not a curated record. The transcript has 22 exons. Gene Ontology annotation, molecular function: metalloendopeptidase activity. Lineage: Eukaryota; Metazoa; Chordata; Actinopteri; Gobiiformes; Gobiidae. Bases 68 to 5296 code for a protein of 1742 amino acids. Gene Ontology annotation, biological process: proteolysis; extracellular matrix organization. Gene Ontology annotation, cellular component: extracellular matrix.